Messenger RNA from Vicia villosa (hairy vetch), 945 nucleotides. Its product is annotated as aquaporin SIP1-1-like. The record is from RefSeq and is a predicted model, not a curated record. Lineage: Eukaryota; Viridiplantae; Streptophyta; Magnoliopsida; Fabales; Fabaceae. Gene Ontology annotation, molecular function: water channel activity. Gene Ontology annotation, cellular component: membrane. The coding region runs from base 130 to 873 and encodes 247 amino acids. Gene Ontology annotation, biological process: transmembrane transport. The transcript has 3 exons.
UUUUCUGUUUUUCCAUUUUUGUCAUUUUGUUGUUCUUCACCAUCAUCAUCCUAACCCAAAAUUCAUAAAAAAAAAUAUAUAAAUUCUUGAUAUGAUAUUGUAGAAAGAGAUCAAAAUCAAACAAAAAAAAUGGUGAAUGCAAUAAAAUUAGCCAUUGGUGAUGCAGUAUUAACCUUCAUAUGGAUUUUCAUUUCUUCAACCCUAGGGUUAAUCACCUCAGAAAUUCUGAAAGCUUUUGAUCUUGAAUUUGUGAAUUAUAAUGGUGUCAAUUACCCUUUUAUUAUAAUCACUACUUUGUUGAUUUUUGUUAUUAUAUUCACUUUCACUGCUAUUGGUAAUGCUAUGGGUGGUGCCAGUUUCAAUCCUACAGGGAAUGCUUCUUUCUAUGCUGCUGGCCUUGGUUCUGAUACCCUUUUCUCUAUGGCUCUUCGUUUCCCUGCUCAGGCAUUAGGUGCAGUGGGUGGUGCUAUGGCAAUUAUGGAAGUAAUGCCGCCAAAAUACAGACACAUGAUUGGAGGACCUGCUUUGAAGGUUGAUUUGCAUACAGGAGCUAUUGCAGAAGGAGUGUUGACAUUUCUAAUCACUUUUGUCGUUCUCUUCAUCAUAAUCAAAGGUCCUCGUAGUGAGUUCCUCAAGACUUUGGUGAUGUCCAUUUCAACCGUGGCUGUGAUCGUCGCCGGUUCUGCUUACACCGGACCCUCCAUGAAUCCUAUCCUCGCAUAUGGUUGGGCAUAUUUAGACAACUGGCACCACACAUGGGAUCAAUUCUAUGUAUAUUGGAUUUGUCCAUUCAUUGGAGCAAUACUUGCUGCUUGGUUGUUUCGUGCUGUCUUCCCUCCACCACAAAAAGUGGUAAAACACAAGAAAGCUUGAAGAAUGUGUAUAACAUAACAUAAUCAUACUUGCAUAUGCAAGUGCAUUAAUAAACUUUUUCUGUUUCUGUUU